This is a messenger RNA of Stegastes partitus (bicolor damselfish), 5092 nucleotides long. RefSeq names its product ADP-ribosyl cyclase/cyclic ADP-ribose hydrolase 1-like. Gene Ontology annotation, cellular component: plasma membrane. Gene Ontology annotation, molecular function: phosphorus-oxygen lyase activity; NAD+ nucleosidase activity, cyclic ADP-ribose generating. Lineage: Eukaryota; Metazoa; Chordata; Actinopteri; Pomacentridae. Bases 2254 to 3183 code for a protein of 309 amino acids. The transcript has 12 exons. The record is from RefSeq and is a predicted model, not a curated record. Gene Ontology annotation, biological process: positive regulation of B cell proliferation.
UUCUGUUCUUACAAAAGGCAGACCUGCAACAACAUGAUGCCACACUCGCGAGGUGCAUCUAUGCUUGGAGAAGUGGAAAAUUUUUGGAAGUCUUCCCUAAUUCUUCUGUAGGUGUCACAGGAAGCCACGCCCUGCUGCAUAUCAUACAUGCUAUAGCUGACUUAAGUAAAUACUGAGCAGUGACGGCCUGAGAUUUCCACCCUCUUGUUGCCUAUAGAUCAUAAAGCAGAACAGAUACUGGAAUCUUACGCUAUUUUGGGGGAAAUCAAACCGUACAUUCCAGCUCCACUCGGUUUUAAACACAGGAUUCUACAAAGCUCCUGACAGUUUUAUAUUUCCUGACAGUUUUUUGCAGCUAUUGAGCUCUCCCUUCAUGUCCUUUAUUGUAUUCCACUGGUGGAGAACACUUUCAAAGGUCCCCCGGUGAGUCAGUGUAGAUAAUGUGUGUGCAUGCACGCCUGUUUGCCGGUGUGCCUCGCUGGAAGUUGGAUAAAGUCUUGAAAAUUAUCCUCAUGAAGUGCAGACACACAGAUCCAUAGGUGUCAGUGUUUAUGUGUCUAUUUCAAGCUUAAAUUCAAAAUAAUAUUCCACGAGGGAAUCGUCACAAUCAGGCACCCUUAAAAAAUAUACAAUGCUUCAGCGUGGGAUGCCACUUGCAGAGAUACAGUGUGCGCUUUUAAUGUUUUCGCCCAGAAGUGACAUAACUUCGGCUCCCUUUCAUUCAAAUUCAUGCUGCGCUGAAGUCCUCGGGGAGCGUAAAAGACUAUUUUCUGAAUCAUCAAGCUACUUGUGGUGGAACCCUGACAGUUGUCUUACAGGAAGUCGUACCUUGCUGCAAGACAGAUUGUUCAAUCAGUGGUAAAUGCUGCAUGUCUCAAGAAAAUUGCAUCUCCUUGCUCACGAGCUCAAAUGUGAGGAGACAUAUGGCGCAUUUGAAAUGUUGGGGUGCAGACAAACGAAGGCAGCAACACUCUGAUGAUCUACAUGUGAGCUUCUUUUAUACUGCUUAAAAAUAUGCAUUAGGUUCUAUGUUGUCUGAUACCUCUGUUUUAAAAAAAGCAGAAACAGGCUGAUGUUCUCAAGGGCUGGUUCAGACAUGAUAUUCAUCACAGCCACACCUUGCAUAACUGAGGUUUGUAAGUGUUGAAAUAGACUAACCAUGUUACUGCACCGGCAAUGACAGGAAAGCGAAAUUACGUCUGAAGCUGGUUAGUCAUCUGAUAUCAAUUUCCAUAUGGCAACAGCUUCGUUAAACAAAAAAUAAAGCUGGCAGACAACAUCAUCAUCCCCUUUGUACAAGUUGUGGAUUUGCCAGAAAUCCUGAUGCACAAGCUGCAGCUAAAACAAACGAGACCCCCGUUGAAUUCAACAGAUCAGGAUGGGAUCUCAUGAAGGGGGGGGGGUGGAUUUGUUGAAAGUUUAGUUUGACUGGGAUCAGCAGGAGAGCGGUUGUCACCCCGUCGUCCCCGUUGUGCACUAAAUAUAAGACGCUCUCAGAGAUGUUGGGAGACAUGCGGCGGGAAGUGAGAGGACAAGCAAAACAAAUACAUCAGUCCUGCUGUCUCCCUGGCAGGUCCGUUAUGAAUAAUUUAUCCAGAAUGACGGAUGUUUUGGAUGUUUGGUUCUCCGGAAUCACAGCUGUAACUGAGGACUGCCAUGAUGGCGGAGCUGCUGAAGGUCAACGGCGCACCCUGAAAGAUGAGACUUCGUCUAGUCGCCGGCUGUUUUCAGACACAACGGAGAGACUUCCCUCGGGGCCCAGACACAGUCACUCUGAGUUCAGCCCGUCUGAAGACCUCGCUGAUGCCACAUACGUCAAACGCCCUCCAUUAGGCCUCAUCUGCCCUGAUUGCUGGAAUGCUGUGCAGCCAAAGACACGAUAGAUGCUGCACAAACAACCCUCACUGUCACAACAGGCUCCGGGAGAACAGCGCUCACUGUGUUCAGGGGGAUUCCUAGCGGCACCAUAAUGGGAGUCAUGUGGAUCCACUCUCUGCAAGACAAAAAACGACCUUAUCUCAUCCGUCCUUUAAGAACGUCUCCGGGUUGGUAAGGAGACGCGUUCGUCGACCUAUGAAGAGCGUCCCGUCGAGCGUGUCAACCAUUAGAGGAGGGUACACGUCGCAUCACACCACGACGGGACUCCAUUUAGGCUGAAGUCAGACUGGGGGGGCCAAGCGUUUACCAUCGCAGCCAUGGAGCCGUUUGUUGCAGCUUAACCUUCUGCAUGGAAAGCGCCAGGCGGAUUGAAACAUGUACAAACACGCAUCUCCUCAGAGGAGCGAUGAGGCGGUCCAGGGUCUCGCUGUCGCCUCCUCCAAAACAUCUGCGUCCUUUGUCGCCGUCAGCGUCACAAUAUGGUUUAUCAUGGCUCAGAUGUGCCAGGGUCAACUGAGGGCACAGCUCGGGACAACCCCCAACAUUAAACACAUUGUGGUUGGAAGGUGUUACACCUACGUCACAAUAGUCAACCCCAGCUUAAGUUACGACUGUGAGGAGAUCUGGAGACAGUUUGAGGAGGCGGUGGUCCAUCAGUCUUCUUGUAACGUCUCAGUGGAGGAUUAUUAUCAGAUGUUUAAUGUGAUGCCACAGAUCUGGCCUUGCAACAGGUUCCUGUUCUGGAGUAAAACCAGGACACUGAUGCACAGCUACGCAGCUGUUUUCCGGCACUUCUGGACGCUGGAGGACACACUGGUCGGCUACAUGUUCAAUGACCUCAUCUGGUGUGGCCAAGACGAGGACUCGGGUUUUGAUUUCAGCUCUUGUCCGAACUGGUCAGCAUGUAGAAACCAUCCAGUCUACUCUCUGUGGAGACAAGCCUCGCAAAAUUUUGCAGAGACGGCGUGCGGAAACAUCACUGUGUUACUGAAUGGAUCUAUUGUUAACGCCUUCAACAGGAAAAGCAUGUUUGGAAGUGUUGAACUGGACAACCUGAAUCCUCAGAGGGUGGAUUAUGUCAACAUUAAGGUGGUGACCGACCUAAAAGGACCCCAUAUAGAAUCAUGUAGUCAUGGAUCCAUUGUGGACCUGAUCCAGAUCCUCCAGUCCAGAGGUUUCCGCUGGACCUGCACCGACAACGACCAGACCCUGAUGAUCCUUCAGUGUAUCCAGGACCCCAAGCAGUCGUCCUGCCAGACGUGUGCAAACAGCCUCCAACACAGAACGAGCUUAUCGUCCGACUGAAUGCCGCUCCGUGUAGUCUGAUGCUGGUAUUUAUACUGGGUGAAGGUGGAAUUAAGGUCACUGUUAAAUAAGCAAACAGCCGACACUGUGAAUGCUGACAUCUCGAGACAAAGGUCAGAGAUCGGCAGCUCCAAUGAUUUCUUGAAUGAGAUGUGUGUUCAGAUUAAGUCUUUGCAGAAAAACCCUGAGUGUCUGUUUUCCAAGAGCUCCGGGCGUACUCUCAGCAGGAUUGUGUUGGGUGAAAAAGAUCAGUCAUAUUUUGGCAUGAAAUUAUUUGAACACAGCCCUUUGGUGGUCAGAUAUUGUCGGGUUAAAAACCUGCUUGGAUGAGUGCUGGUGAUGAGUGGGGCUCUGAAGCACGUUAAUAAUAAUAAUAAUAAUAAUUUCUAAAACACCAGUUUGUCGUGCUGUCUGUUUUUAUGGUGACCACAGAUCACAGAGGAUGCAGUGCAAGCCCUGAACAUUAAAAUAUUCUGUGAUAGUUUGGAGAAUAUUUUUUUAAAAACGUUGGUUUCAGUAGCAAGUAUCACAAUACAGCGUGCUCAGCUUUCAUGAAUAUAAAGCUUCAGGGUGGAACACACCCACAUGAAACUUGAGUUGUUUGCUUUGUUUUGCCGUUUCCCGUUCAUAUCGAAACCACAGUUUGGAGUUUGAUCUGAUCUUGGAACCAUAACGUACUUAUCGCCUACUCUGCCACUUCAUUUAUUAUUUAUUUAUGAGGUCAUUCCAGUAGGACACAUCUUAGACAUGCCUGUAUUACUGAGCAAUUAAGUCGUUAUAAAAACUGGGACGACAAACCUGUUUACUGGAGCGGCUAACCUUUACUUCUGACUCCCUCGCUUUUGCUCUGUGGCGUUUCUCAACACGUUCGCUAUUGACAGCUUUUUCAUGACCUUUGAAUUAUAGCCCACAAACAUCCUUCAGCAUAUCUAUUAUUAACCCACUUACUCGCUCGACACAAAACAUCGUGGACAUGUUUAUGCUUGCACCACGCAUACAUUUUUGUGCUUUUUUGAAUAACUCCCAUCCUGAAUUGCACUGCGGCCAAUCAGAAGGUGUCUGUAUCUAGAACUGUGGUUACUGUAAGUUAUUAAAAAGCACGUUUGAUGGAUCUGUUGUGGGUUCAUAUCUGAAUGUUUACACUUCAGAUUUUGAAGUUUAACUGAAUUUAGAGCUGCAAAAAUAUAUAAUGUAGCCUAUUUAAUUAUUUACCAUUUAUUUUGUUGUCUUGUUGUUAAAGGCGUCCAUUAGUGAGCAUUUACACCCUCCACAAGGAAGUGCAAUGUACAGAUAAUGCAUCUUAUUGAACUUUAAAUAGCUUUAUUGCUGUUAUUGAAGUAUUGUUGUUUUGGUUGGUACCAUUGGGGGCAGGCUCGUUUAAUCGUUAUAUAUUUAAUCAUUCACGUUUUAUCUUUUUAUGUGUCUGUUAUUAACCUCAUCAUUCCUAAUGUCCUAGAUAUGGGCCUUUCACAAUAAAAGUCUUUAUUUUUGUUUCUUAGAGGCAGUGGUGAAAGAGGUAUGCAUUAGGUAAUGACAUUACUCUCUGCACACAAAUACUCAAUUUCAAAUGAUUCAGAUUUAAAAGUGCACAAAGUAAAACCACAGAAAUAUUUGCAAUUAAAUGUUAUUUGUUGUUGGGUGAAAUGGAGCUAAUAACUCAUCUACUCCACUGUUUAGCGUAUAUGUACAACAAUGCAUCAUAUAAACUGCUAUAUUUUCAUAUAUGUUUGCAGUUUUGAUCUGAAUUGCUCACUAAUUAUUAAAAGUAAAAGUAGUUCCAAUUGAUACAAACUUACUUGGACUUCUGCUGCUUUAAACAUGUACUCCACCAUUUCAGAGGGAACUAUUGUGCUUUUUAUUCCACUGCUUAAUAAAUAAGCAAACAUAUUAGCGCAUUUGUCCGAUAAAU